AUGUCUGACCAGGAGAUGGAGGACUGUGAUGGGGACAGCCUGUCGGACGUGUCGCGCAUGAUCCCGGGGCUCCCCCCGUACAACAUGGAGGACCAGCUCCUCCCCAUGGAGAGGCGCAGCACCUGUGGGUGUUGUGCGUGGGCCGGCCUGGUGGCGGCGAUGAACUCGUUGGCCUUCCUGCUGAACGUGCUCCUCAUGGCGGCCGUCUUCGCCAUCGUCCUCCUCCCCACCGUUGUGCUGGUCUACUUUGGCUUCCAGUGCCACUCCCGGGUGCUCCAUUCCACAGCCUACUACUGCAAGACCGUCCUGGACGACAACAGCUCCUCCGCGCUGAUCAUCCUCGGCUUCGUCAUCAUGUCCCCUCUGAUCGUGGUGGCCACGGCCCUCUACUGCAGCCUGGCCCGGCGACUCCACCUCUUCCUGUGCUUCCAGCCGUGUUCCCGGGCCGUCUACAAGGGCGUGAAGUGGCGCUGGUACGAAGAAGGCGGCCUGUGCGGCUGUGUGAAGGGGUGGAACCGCCAGGUCAAGGCCUGGGUUUAA
Varanus komodoensis (Komodo dragon) is the source of this 540-nucleotide messenger RNA. RefSeq names its product transmembrane protein 88B (gene TMEM278). Bases 1 to 540 code for a protein of 179 amino acids. Lineage: Eukaryota; Metazoa; Chordata; Lepidosauria; Squamata; Varanidae. Gene Ontology annotation, cellular component: plasma membrane. The transcript is spliced from 2 exons. The record is from RefSeq and is a predicted model, not a curated record. Gene Ontology annotation, molecular function: PDZ domain binding.